This is a messenger RNA of Arachis stenosperma, 3621 nucleotides long. Its product is annotated as boron transporter 1-like. Gene Ontology annotation, biological process: monoatomic ion homeostasis; monoatomic anion transport; transmembrane transport. The record is from RefSeq and is a predicted model, not a curated record. NCBI's taxonomy places the organism in Eukaryota, Viridiplantae, Streptophyta, Magnoliopsida, Fabales, Fabaceae. Gene Ontology annotation, cellular component: plasma membrane. Gene Ontology annotation, molecular function: solute:inorganic anion antiporter activity. Bases 1241 to 3412 code for a protein of 723 amino acids. The transcript has 12 exons.
ACCAACUCUCUCUUUCUGAUAUUUCAUAUUACCACUUUCAAUCCUCAUUCAAGAAAUUUAUAUAUAACUAAACCCAAAUUGCCCAUUACAAUCAUCUCUGCCACACAAACAAAAAUCCCUCUCAUUGCACCCUUUUUUGCCUGUUCUUUCAAUUUGACAAAGAUCUCACUCAUAUAAUAAUACUAAUUGUCUUCAUUUCCUUGUUUUUGUGCUUCAUUGGAAUUUAGUUUGUUCUUCUCUCUUCUGUGUUGGUCUUUUGGGUUUGUCUCAAUCUUUGUUGUGUCUCAAGAAUCAAACUUAAAUGUAAACUGCACACUACCUGCUUGUUCUUUUGUCUGCUCCAAGUCUUUGCUUUCUUUCCCAUUUCUAGUGCUCCUUGCUGAAAAAUGUAAUUUUGACUUCAGAUUAAGGUACCCUUUUGGCUUUUCCAGUUAAUGCCCAGAUCCUCAAAAGUGUUGUGAAGCAUUUCCAAUCAUGGGUUUUUUGUCAAUCAUGGAAUCUCGUUAAUCUUUUAUUCUUGUGUUCUUUCCAUGCUCAUUCUUCUCAUCAGCAGCUUCUGAAACAUAAGAAAAUGCAGGCUGUGAUGAUGGCUUUUCGUUAGUUAGUUAGUUAGUUAAGACACUCUCCGGAUAUUGCAUAUGUAACUGGAAUGCUGCCACUUUUGCUUCAACUUAGAUAGCAUAUGGAGGAUAAUCAAGAGAAAGGGUUGGUCUUGGAUCUAGGCUUUGCCAUGGCUGAACGCUAAUCUUCAAUCAAAGCUUUGUGGAGAGUGUCUUUUCUUCUUGUUGACUAUUGAAGAACAAAAUCUCUGAUAAAGUUUCGGUUGGAUAUGUAAUUCCAACUGUGUUUUUUUGUUCAAUUACUGACUCAUUCUUUUGUUAGACAUAACCAAUAUAUGUGGAAAAGUUCAUAGAUUAUUAUUUGAUAUGUAAAUUCUUAAGCUUGGAUUCAUUAAUUUUUGACCCCUUUAUCAAGGGCCUGAUGAUAAUCUUCUCAACAACCAAAACAAAAUGAGUAUACCUUCUUCCUUCUUUCCUGUUUAGGAUGAUAUGUAGGAUUCUGUUUUCCCUGCCCAGAGAUUUAUCCGAAAUUUUGUACAUGCGGUCUUAAUCAAUGUUUCUUUAACCUCUAGAGCUGGCUUGAAGUGAAUCAGCAUCUUUCAAUUUCAUCUGCUGCUUCUUUGUAGUCAAUAAACCAGAACAUAAGAUAGACUUUAAUUGCUUGGUAGUCCAAGACUUUCAUGGAAGAAACAUUUGUUCCCUUCCGUGGGAUUAAGAAUGACCUGAAAGCGAGAAUUUUGUGCUACAAGCAAGACUGGACAAGUGGAUUCCAAUCUGGUUUCAGGAUCCUGGCCCCAACAACAUACAUAUUUUUUGCUUCAGCAAUUCCGGUUAUAUCUUUCGGGGAGCAACUGGAGAGAAAUACUGAUGGAACUCUCACUGCAGUGCAUAGUCUUGCAUCAACAGCUAUUUGCGGCAUUAUCCACUCGGUCUUUGGAGGUCAGCCACUCCUCAUUGUAGGUGUAGCUGAGCCCACAGUUCUGAUGUACACAUUCAUGUACAACUUUGCAAAGGAUAGAAAAGAUUUGGGACACAAAUUGUUCUUACCUUGGACUGGAUGGGUGUGUGUUUGGACUGCCUUGUUGCUUUUCUUGCUUUCCAUUCUUGGUGCAUGCUCCAUAAUCAACAGAUUCACACGCGUUGCUGGUGAACUAUUUGGUUUGCUAAUUGCAAUGCUCUUUAUGCAGCAGGCCAUAAAGGGACUUGUUGAAGAAUUUGGUGUACCUAAGAACCAGAGUGAAGGUAGUAGUAAUCAGAUUGCACUCCAAUCCUCUUGGCUGUUUGGCAAUGGAAUGUUUGCGUUGGUCUUGUCAUUUGGCCUUCUUUUUACCGGACUACAGAGCCGUAAGGCUAGAUCCUGGCGUUAUGGGACAGGUUGGCUAAGGGGAUUAAUAGCUGAUUAUGGAGUCCCUAUAAUGGUUCUUGUGUGGACUUCUGUUUCUUAUAUACCUGUUAAUAAAGUUCCAAGGGGAAUCCCCAGGCGACUUUUCAGUCCAAAUCCAUGGUCUCCUGGUGCAUACUCAAAUUGGACUGUUAUCAAGGAGAUGUUGGAUGUGCCGAUCUUAUAUAUUAUUGGAGCAUUUAUACCAGCAACUAUGAUUGCUGUGCUUUACUACUUUGAUCACAACGUUUCAUCACAGCUUGCACAACAGGAGGAGUUCAAUCUAAGAAAACCCCCAUCUUAUCACUAUGACUUGCUAAUAUUGGGAAUUAUGACCAUACUCUGUGGGCUUAUUGGUAUCCCUCCUUCAAAUGGUGUGAUUCCACAAUCUCCAAUGCAUACCAAAAGCUUAGCUACCCUAAAACAUCAGCUUUUACGAAAUAAGCUUGUAUCUACUGCACGAAAAAGCAUGCGGAGAAAUGUGAAUCUGAGUCAGUUAUAUCAAAGUAUGCGAGAAGCAUAUGACGAAAUGCAGACUCCUUUGGUUCCUCAAAUGCCACCUACCUUGGGCCUGAAGGAGCUGAAGGAAUCAACCAUUCAACUGGCUUCAAGUCAAGGAUACAUUGAUGCUCCUGUUGAUGAGGUUGUCUUCGAUGUGAAUAAGGACAUUGAUGAUCUUUUGCCAUUCGAAGUUAAAGAGCAACGCCUUAGCAAUCUACUGCAGUCGUUGAUGGUUGGAGCUUGUGUUGCUGCCAUGCCUCUUUUGAAGAAGAUACCUUCUUCAGUUCUUUGGGGUUACUUUGCCUUCAUGGCAAUCGAAAGCUUGCCUGGAAAUCAGUUUUGGGAAAGAAUAUUGUAUCUUUUCACGGCUCCAAGCAGAAGAUACAAACUGCUGGAGGAAUACCAUGCUACAUUCGUGGAGACGGUGCCGUUCAAAACAAUUGCCAUGUUUACCAUAUUUCAAACAGUUUACUUACUUCUCUGCUUUGGCCUAACGUGGAUACCAAUCGCCGGGGUCUUAUUCCCAUUGUUGAUCAUGCUUCUUGUCCCGGUACGGCAAUAUAUCCUUCCUAAGUUUUUCAAAGGAGCACAUCUUUCAGAGCUGGAUGCUGCAUCAUUUGAGGAAGCACCUGCCAUUUCCUUCAAUGCUUCCCUUGAUCAGGAUCCAAAUGGUCAGGCAGCAGUAAAUAUCAGUGGUGGUGAAAUUCUUGAUGAAAUUAUUACAAGGAGUCGUGGAGAGUUCCGCCGGACCCAAAGCCCAAAAACAUCAAGCUCAACCCCAACUUCAUUUGGUGAUAUAAGACCUGCUAGUAGCCCACAACUAACAAGAAGGAUUCCAAGCCCUCGAGUAACCGAAUUGAGAGGGGAAAGCAGCCUAGGAUCAAAAGGUAAGGAGGUAAAGUUGAAGCAAACUCCUAGUCCGCAGCCAUCAAAUCUUGGGAAACAUACCAGUGGUUCACCUUCAAGCUAAAAAUAUAUCUGCUGAGACAUAUCAAAGUAGUAGUACUAAGCAAUGCUUUAGAGGUUAUGUGCUUGAUUCAUGUAACAAAAAGAGUUCAUCUUCUUAGUGUCUUUCUUUUCUUCCUUUUUUAACUUUUUACCACAUACUUUGUUGUUUGACUGCAUUAUUGCUUGAAAGUAACUAUAAAAUGGGCAGGUAUAUUUUCAUGUUGAUGGAUA